UAAUACCUUCCCCAAGAAACCCUAACCCCAAGCAAAUUGCAAAACACGCUAAUCAAGGUUCUUUUCUCUUCUUCAAGUUAUUUCCUUGAAGUUGCGCAGAAUAGCGUCUGAAUUUUACUUCUAUCGAUUAGGUGAUUUCUCGAUCAAUUUCCAUUUUUUAUAUCUUUGUUUUAACCGACUAGUUUUUGAUGAUUGUUCAUCCAUGUUUUGAUUUUUGAUUGGUCAACGAUACUUACUUUAUGAUCAGUACUGUUACUACGAGACCGUUCAAUACUUCCUGCAACUAAGUACCUAAAAUUGUCUUUGGUUAUCGGUCAGAGUGGAUUCGAAAGUAACAUUUGAUACGCUUGCUAGAAGUUGAUUUUGGACUUUUUGAUAAGAUAGCAAGAAGGUUACAACAGUAGCAAAUUUUGAAGGAUUUCCAGUAUCAGGAAGCGAAGAGAGUGGAUUGAGACCUGUUGUCCAAAUGACUAGUAAUUACAGUGCAGGUGUUCCUAUCAAGAAAAGGAGGUUCCCGUUAAUUCGGCCUCCUUCACCUCCUGCUGAAGAACAAUCUGUAAUAAAUUAUUCACUACAAAGCGAAAAUUCUAGCCCCUCUGAACGGUCAACUCUAUCAAAUGCUGGCUUAUCUGAUGCAAUCAAGGAAUCGCUUCUUGCAGAAAGAAAGGGAAAUCCUGAUGUAACAAAUGUUAAAACGAUUAACAGCAGCUCUAAAAACUAUAGUGUCAAGGUUGAACAACCAAGUCAUACAAUUCACUCUGUUUCCAGGACUGAUGUGGACAGCAAAGAGAAGCUUGUGGGGGCUGAAAAAUCUGCAGAUGCAAUAAAAUCAGUGAAAGUUGAGUUGAACUUAGCACCAAUUGAAGCUCCUGCGCUUACCAUAGGAACAGAUCUAUCCAACAAACAAAAAAAGGUGGAAAAUAGUACACAAGAACUUGUUAAAACUCCCUGUAUGACUGAACUGUCAUUGGCUGUAAAGGAACCUGUUGUUUCAGCUAUAGAAGGUCAUAAUGGAGAAAGGAGUCAUCAGAAUUGCAAGAGUGGAGGACCAGUUUCGUUGAAUUUGUCAUUAAUCAGUGGAAAUAGUAAUCAAUGCAAAGGUGACAAUGUUGACUUGAAUACUAAUUCUGAUAUGCAUGCUAACAGAUCAAACUGGGAUUUAAAUACUACCAUGGAUGCGUGGAAUGGUUCUGUGGUUGAUGAAGCUUCAGGUCAAGGAACUGUUGAUGGAUGUAACACAAUUGGUGGAACACAUGAUGUAAAGCCUUCGAUUUGUUCUGUUGGAAUAUUUGGUGAUAGGGUUACUUCAAAAGGACAAAAUUUUGAAAAGAGCAAGUGCAGAUCUGCUGGUGCUUUAUCAUCUCAUCUGUUGGGCCAGCCUUGUAAUUCUGAGGAUAAUCUUCAUUUAGGGCUCAGUCCAUCGUUUUCUUUGUCAAACCUUAGUCAGAAGCCUUCCAGUUCAUCAGCUAUUUUGAAUUCUAGCUGGGGUGUUGCUAACUCAGGCUUGGGCAAGGCUUUUGAAUUAACUGGCACUGUGAACCAGAUUAAUAUUGGGAAUGUAAAAUCAGAACCACUUGAUGAGAGCAUCAAACAUGGUUUCACAGGAGCUACUGCCAUUCCUAAGGGGUUACCUGAUAUUAGAGCUGUGAAACGUGAAUUAGUUGAAAGAUUUAAUGCAGAAGCCUUGAAAUCAUUUAAUUUUAGCCCCCCAAAAUUAGUUGAUUGUAGGUCCAUUAAAUCUGAACCAGUUCGUGAGGAUAUUCAAGAAACAGUAAAGAAAAUGGAGGGGACAUUGAACCAAUCAGAUAAACAGAUGGUAGAAGCUAUGGAUAAUCGAGGAAAAACUACUAGUUCAGCAGCCUUGUCUACAAGUGGUGAAGUGCCAAACUCUUUUGAACAUUCUUCGAACACUAAAGAAUAUCGUCUUAGCAGGGAGGUGCCUCAGGAAAAACCUGAAAGUUCUGGACAGGUUCUUUCGGAAACAAUGUCUACACCUGUGGGUCUCGAUGGUAAUGCUUCAAAUCUAAUUAUGGAGGUGCCUCAUGAAACCAGUCUUAGCAUAGAGGUGCCUCACGAAACCAAUCUUAGCAGGGAGGUGCCUCACGAAACCAAUCUUAGCAGGGAGGUGCCUCACGAUAACAAUCUUAGUAGGGAGGUGCCUCAGGAAAAAUCUGAAAGUGCUGGACAGGUUCUUAUAGAAACAGUGUCUGUGGGUCAUGAUGGCAAUUUGUUGAAUGUUUCUAGCUUGGUAGAUACUGCAAUAACCGACAAUAAAAACAUUGAUGAUACUGAGAGGUGCAGAUUGAAAUUCAUGGAAGAGGUUCCCCCUAAUUCACGAGAAAAUGGUGAGGGUUCUGCAAGUGAUGACGAGGAGAAGAUCAAUUUAUCAGGUGAUAUGCUAGAAGAAGAUUCUUAUGAUUUUGAUUCUGAGUCUGAUGCCAGUCAUAAUCUAGAAACAGCUAUGGAUGCUGAGCACAACAAUGGAAAAGAGGAAGACUUUGAGGAUGGUGAAGUUCGGGAAUCACUGGUACAUACUGAACUGGAGGGACACAUAUGUGAAAAAAGAGAACUACAGCACUUCAAUAGUGGUGAUUCUUCUGAUAACAAACAACUGGAUUUUGUGGGACUUCCCAGUGAGCAUCCUUCCACAUCAUCUUCAACAGAAGAUGAACCCACUAAAACAGCAGAGCCCAGUGAAACAAACAAUGAUAGUAUAAACAAAUUUGGUGAAACAGCUCAUGAUGAAAAUAACAAUAAGGGUGCCGGUAAUAAAGACUGUAUUUUGCAAAAACCAUUGGCAGGAGGGAUGCCAGCCAUUGAUGGUGACCAGAAGAGAUGUAGUACUACCUCUCCUAUAAGAUCUGUUGUUAUGUCAAAAAGAAAAGAUGGCCUAAAUGCCCAGGAGACUGAACAGUCAUAUUAUCAAGCCAUUAGUGCAAGCCAAGGAAAUUCAGCUCCCAUUGCUCAAGGAUUGGAUGAGAAUGUUAAAAACACUAAUGUGUUGGAAGAGAGUGUUUCUCCAUUACCGAAGGCAGAAGCAUCUUUAACUAUUGAUUAUGCAGCUAAGGAUGCUGACAAUGGAGGAAAUAAAAGCCGGAUAAUAAACUUGCCUCGAGCUUCUAACAUGCCAUCUCCUGGUCAAACAAGAACAAUUUCAGGCAGUUCAUUGCCUUCCCAAGCUGGGAGGGAAAAGUUAACUGAUGUUGAACUCGAAGAAAUAUAUCGAGGGAGGGAUGAAAUCUAUACUGAUGCUUCUCACAAAUUCUCAAGGGAAAGGCAUCAAGACCAUCAAUCUAGGAACUCUCGAUUUAAUUUUGUGCGUGGACGAGGGAGAAUCUCUAGUAGAAUAGACUCAGUACACGGUGAUUGGAAUUCUGAACGGGAGUUUGCUCGAGAAUUUUAUGGUCCGACAGAGUUCCAUGUUCCUAGACAUAAAUAUGCAUCACAGCCUGAUUCAGAUUUUAAUGGCUAUAAUGUUGGGCUAAAUGGUGAUUUUGUUAGUAUUGGUAGGGGAGGGAGGAAAAUUUUUAAUGAUGAGGCAUCUGUUUUUCCUCAUCUACCCAGGAGGAGGUCUCCGGGGGGGAGAGUGGGGCCUCGUGGCCGUGGCCUUGAUAUGGUUCGCCGAGUUCCAAGACAUAUUAGCCUGAGUGGAUGCAUUGGUGAAGAUGGUACAGAAUUGGUUGGACCGAGGCGCGGGGAGAAGUUCAUAAGGGGUCUACCUAAUGACAACACAGACCCAAUAUAUACACAUCCCCAAGGUCCUUAUGAUGGAUUAGAUGGUCAUUUUGUCCGAAGCAACAGGAAUUUCUUGCCCAUGCAAAGAAGGGGUAUUCCUCAUGUUCGUUCGAAAUCUCCAAUUGAUUCUAGGACUCGCUCGCCUGGUACAUGGUCACCUGCCAGGAGAAGAUCCCCGGAUAGAUUUGGUGGACAUCCUGAAUUGCCUAAUCGAAGAUCUCCUCCAAUUUUUAGGAUGGAGAGGAUGCGAUCUCCUGAUCAUUCUUGUUUCCCUGGAGAAAUGGUAGGUAGAAGGCAUGGUUCUCCAUAUAUGUCUAGACCACCUAAUGAGUUGAGGGAUAUGGAUUCUAGUCAUGAUCUUGGGCAUCCAAGAUCUGCCAUGCCUAAUAGGAGUCCAUCUGGUAGGGUUUUACUCAGAAACACUCGGAGAUUUGACAUUGUUGAUCCUCAUGAAAGGACAGACAGUGAUGGUUAUUUUGGCAGGCCUAUGCAUUCUGGCAGGUUUCAGGAACUUGAUGCUGAUGGAACUGUUGAAGACAGGAGAAGGUUUGGUGAGAGACGGGGACCUAUUCGUCCUUUUAGACCUCCUUAUAAUGGUGCUGAGGGUGAGAAUUUCCAUAUAAAUGCAGGAGAUGGGCCUAGGCCUUUUAGAUUUUGUCCUGAAGAUGGUCCAGAGUUUCAUGAGAGAGGCAAUUUGAGGGAAAGGGAAUUUGAUAGAAGGAUUAAGAACCGACCUGGAAAUGGUCCAAGGAGAAGUAGAAACAUCGAAGAGCAGGAAGGAAAUUAUAGGCAUGGUGGGCAGGUGUGGCAUGAUAAUGGGUUUGAUGAUAUGUCACGAAUAAAGAGGAAAAAGUUUUGAUUUUACAUAUGGUAUGAACCUGGAUACUGGAUGUGUACUAGGAAGCUGAUCUAGAUCUGGUAAUUUACUGCUUUAUCAUGGACAUGGUCUUGGUCCUAAUAUGAGAGCAACGUUAGAUGCUAAUGUGGUCUGACACUAUAUGUCUGCAACAAGUGCUUCAUUGUUAUGUCAUGUAUAUAGCCUUGGUUCAUGUUCCAUGAUGGUUAAUUCUUCUUGAAUCUUAUUACUGGUUCCUUAUUCUAACUCUGGAUGUCAGCUGCAGUUCUUGAGUUUCAUUUUAACAAGUUUUUAACUGUCAUAAAUUAUGGUGGCACAUUACAUAUGUUAAGGAUCAUUUCAAUGAAUUCAGUUAUCCCUAGAUUCUUCAAUGGUCAUCCUUCUUUCGUAUGGUAUGAUCAGCUUUAUGUGUUGAAUAUAGUCUUUGGUGGGGCAGAGCAGGAGUGUGAGCAACGAACAAUUGGAACUUUCAUCAAAUUUGUAAGCCAUCAAUAAAGCGAAAAUGUGUACUAUUUGAUAUGCUACUUCACAUUCCUCUUGUUGAGUUACGCAUUAAUCCUUCAAUCCAGCAUUGAGGUAAUGCUUGUACACACUUCCAAAUAUGAGAAGUCAGUUUACGCAUUUUCAGUUAUGGUGCUGGAGCCUGAAGCUGUUAUAAAGUACUUUCAAUGUGAUCUACAUCAUAACCAAAUAAAGAUUAACAAGUUUAUGUGCA
Messenger RNA from Mangifera indica (mango), 5306 nucleotides. RefSeq lists its product as uncharacterized. The coding region runs from base 467 to 4594 and encodes 1375 amino acids. NCBI's taxonomy places the organism in Eukaryota, Viridiplantae, Streptophyta, Magnoliopsida, Sapindales, Anacardiaceae. The transcript is spliced from 4 exons. The record is from RefSeq and is a predicted model, not a curated record.